Molecule: messenger RNA, 1236 nt
Organism: Ipomoea triloba (trilobed morning glory)
Lineage: Eukaryota; Viridiplantae; Streptophyta; Magnoliopsida; Solanales; Convolvulaceae
Product: aminoacyl tRNA synthase complex-interacting multifunctional protein 1
Exons: 3
Coding region: 80-967 (295 amino acids)
Molecular function (GO): tRNA binding
Source: RefSeq, a predicted model, not a curated record
GCAGUGCAGACGUGCAGUAAGCCAGUGAGGGUAAGGAGAAGGACUUGCAGCUGCUCUCGUGUCCGGAUAACGGGAAGUGAUGAAUUAUGCAAUGGUGGGAGCGAAUAAUGUGCUGAAAGGGACAACCACCUUCCUUCUGCUCUCUUCCUUUCGCCCUCUUCUUCCCUCUCCUCUCCGCAUCUGCUUCCACGCAAACAACAAGGGCCUCAGACUUCCUCCGCCUGCGUUCUCACGCCACGCUUUCCCCUCCUCAUUUCACAAUGAUUUGAGUCACAGCAAAUUGGCGGUUGCAUUCUCUGGAAGAAGACGGGGAGGAUUUUUCUCCCAGUGUUCCUACAGCGACAGCACCGCCGCCACGACCUCUUCCUCCAAAGAGGAGGAUGAUAACUCCGCCUCCUCUGCUUCUAGAUCGGUAGAUUCUUCGUCUGCUAAUCAGCCGAUGCUGGAGAUUAAGGACGCGGCCAACACCCUGGACAUUAGGGUUGGGAAAAUCCUUAGGGCCUGGAAACACGACGAGGCUGAUUCGCUCUAUGUUGAAGAGGUCGAUAUUGGCGAGCCCCAACCCCGAAUCAUCUGCAGCGGCCUUGUUAAUUAUGUACCCCUCCAACAUCUUCAGGACAGGCAUGUUAUUGUCCUUGCUAAUUUGAAGCCAAGAAAUAUGCGUGGUGUCAAAUCCUGUGGGAUGCUGAUGGCUGCUUCUGAUGAGUCGCACCAGAAUGUUGAGCUCCUCCUGCCACCUGAGGGUUCAGUUCCUGGUGAAAGGGUAUGGUUUGGUUUGGAUGAUGAAAAGGACAAAUUACCUGAGGCCGCAACACCGAAUCAGGUUCAGAAGAAAAAAAUUUGGGAAUUAGUGCAACCACAUCUCAAAACCAAUGACACUUGUGUUGCUAUGCUUGGUUCAUAUCAUAUGCGAGCGCCAGCGGGUUUAGUGGUCUGCAGUUCAUUAGCUAAUGCAAGAGUGUCAUAAUAAAAAUGAAGGCUUCACCAAGUUGAUUUGUCAGUUGUCCUACCAAUUGACAGGCUUCUAGCUUUUCGGCGGAAUUGCUCAUUAUGAAAGAAACAAAAUUAAUGCUUUGUAAUUUUUUCUUAGCUUUAGGGGGACAUUUCUUCACAAUACAGGGUGUGCAGCAUAUUAAAUAUAGCAUUUAAUUUGGAGAAUGUUAUAUUCUUUAAAUUUUUUGUAUGGAAUUUUGCCCUAUUGAUGUUUCUUUAGUGUAAUUUACCAAUUCUCGAUUA